UAUAAAAUUAAAACCCUACUGUUCUUAUAAUUAAUUCAAACGCCAAUAAGUCAUCAAAAUUCAGCAAUAUUACUAUUGAUAAUAAUACAGUAUAUCAUUCAUAAAAUUACCAAUACAAUGCCAAUUUAUUCUUCUGAUUCAGAUGAUCCACGCCCUUCAUCUUCAGCAUCCAGGAGAAGAUUUUUGGCUCAUAAUAGGCCCAUGCAUGCAAUUCUUGGUGGAGGAAAAGUUGCUGACUUAUUAUUAUGGAGAGACAAGUCAUUAACAGCUGCAAUUUUAAUUGGAUUCACAGUAAUUUGGUCACUUUUUGAAGUUAUGGAGUACAAUUUUGUGACUCUUUUGUGUCACAUCUCCAUGUGCAUGAUGUUAAUUCUCUUCAUUUGGUCUAUGGGAGCUGGACUUGUCGAUUGGAAUCCUCCUGAUUUUCGAGCAAUGAUGAUAUCAGAUUCAACAUUCAGAUGGUUAUGUCGGAAAUUCAACUCUAUGUUAGUGAAAUUCUAUGAGAUUUCAUCCGGAAAAGAUUUCAAAACUUUUUUCCUGGCAAUCGCUUUUCUCUGGAUAUUGUCAAUCAUUGGGAGUUAUUUUAGCUCUCUGAAUUUGUUGUACGUAGGGUUUGUUUGCCUGGCAACAUUACCAGCUUUAUAUGAAAGGUAUCAAAAUGACUUCGAUUAUUUAGUAAGCCAAGGUAACCAAGAUAUGAAGAAACUCUACAAUAAAUUUGAUACUGAAGUUCUCAACAAGAUUCCAAGAGGACCCGUCAAGCAAAAGAAAAAGAUUUGAGUAAACUCUCAAAUUUGGGAAAAAAAGUUCAAGAAAAUUGGCUGUGGAUUGUGUCUGAAUUAUGAACAAUGUAAUUGUAGAUGUUCAUAAUUGUAAAUGUAAAAUACUUCAAGGAUGAAAGAAUUAUGCUGCUAUUGUAAU
Molecule: messenger RNA, 921 nt
Organism: Lycium ferocissimum
Lineage: Eukaryota; Viridiplantae; Streptophyta; Magnoliopsida; Solanales; Solanaceae
Product: reticulon-like protein B14
Exons: 5
Coding region: 118-780 (220 amino acids)
Source: RefSeq, a predicted model, not a curated record